Eutrema salsugineum is the source of this 743-nucleotide messenger RNA. Its product is annotated as putative peptidyl-tRNA hydrolase PTRHD1. The transcript is spliced from 2 exons. Gene Ontology annotation, molecular function: peptidyl-tRNA hydrolase activity. The record is from RefSeq and is a predicted model, not a curated record. Lineage: Eukaryota; Viridiplantae; Streptophyta; Magnoliopsida; Brassicales; Brassicaceae. The coding region runs from base 69 to 641 and encodes 190 amino acids.
GGGUCUCUUAAAAGCCCAUUAAGAAAAAUCUUAUCCAAGAGCGAAGUCCAUGUGCGUCUUCCUUUCAUAUGGCGAGCGCCGUCGUCUCGGCAGCGUUUCGAUUCCCGUUCGCUACCCGCCCAAUCUCUGUUCCGGCGGUGCGAAUUAGGUUAUAUCAUUCUACGAUUUGGUCUGCUCAUCUCCGAGGGAUCACAACGGCUUCGUCCAUGAGCCAACAGACUGGCGUAAACGGCGCCGUCGCCGAUGCCUCUCGUAACGACGAGAAAUCGGCGGAGAAUCCCGUCGAGGACGUCGUGGUGCAGUACGUAGUGCUUCGACGAGAUCUGAUAGAUUCGUGGCCACUUGGUAGCGUGGUGACGCAGGGAUGCCACGCGUCAGUGGCGGCGAUCUGGUCGUUCAAGGACGAUCCGGUGACUCUUCUGUAUUGUGAUCCUGAGCACAUCGAUUCUAUGCACAAGGUGACUCUGGAGGUGAAAGGGGAAACGCAGAUGAUGAAUUUGUCAGAGAAGCUGAAAUCAGGAGGAAUCUCUCAUAAGCUAUGGAUGGAGCAGCCGGAGAAUAUACCGACUUGUAUCGCUACAAAGCCUUAUCCCAAAUCUCAAGUCUCUCCUUUCUUCAAGAAACUCAAGCUUUGCAAGUGAUAUAUUCCAAUUUCUAAAAUCUCAUUUCUGUUUGCUAUAAUGAGCUGAAUUUUCAUAAUCUUUUGAUUCACACAAAUGGCGAGAACAGCAUAAAAGAGAAGA